Messenger RNA from Sturnus vulgaris (Common starling), 711 nucleotides. Lineage: Eukaryota; Metazoa; Chordata; Aves; Passeriformes; Sturnidae. The record is from RefSeq and is a predicted model, not a curated record.
GAUUGGUAUAACUGACCUGUCACUGGAGCUUUUAAGAACUAAACCACUGCUAAAUAGUUUCCUUGUCUUAGUAAAAAGUAAUGUCAUAGUCAGUGUUUGGUGCCUGAAGCAAGAGUUCUUAACCCCCUUAACUUAAUUUUGACAUUGAUGUCUAAUAUCUGUUUAUUGUCAGCAGGUCUGGAUGGAGUCUCAGUAUCUGAAGCAAUGCCUGGGAAAUUGCUUGAAGAAAGGACUGGCAGAGGUUGUAGAGCAUCGGCCAGCAGAUCCAAUAGAGUAUCUUGCACACUGGAUUUACAAUUACAGAAGAAACUUAGAUGAAGAAGAAAAGAGAGCCCUGGAGAGAGCUGAGCUGGAACAAGAACGGGAGGCAGCUCUAGCAGAACUUGAAAGGUUAAAAAUCCAGGAAGAAGAGCAGCGGAAGCUUGAAGAACAACGUCAGGAAGAUGAAAAGACAGUAGCUGAAGAUGGACCUGGAACACUUACUUCUGAGGAACCAGAUGAGAGUGAACCAAGUCAAACAGAUCUCCCAACAGUAAUAGAAGAAGAAAGUUUGAACUGACCUGAAAGCAGUAAAUAUAUUUUCUACUCGUUACUUGCUGAUCCUGAAGUGUAGUAUCUUGAUUUAUGUAUUUUAUAAAUAGAACUGAUUUAUAUACCUGUUUUUUCCAGUGUCUGUUUUUAAGGUGUUUGUAUAAAGUUGGUUAAUUCUGA